Molecule: messenger RNA, 2880 nt
Organism: Penaeus monodon (black tiger shrimp)
Lineage: Eukaryota; Metazoa; Arthropoda; Malacostraca; Decapoda; Penaeidae
Product: integrator complex subunit 7-like
Biological process (GO): snRNA 3'-end processing
Cellular component (GO): integrator complex
Source: RefSeq, a predicted model, not a curated record
GCCGACACCAAAACAUUGAACGAAUGAUUGGGACUUAUUGAGUUAAUAUUACUGUUUGGUGUAUUAAAACUGUGAAGAAUCAACAAGAAUAAAGUGGAUAAAGAUUACAGGGACACAGUGGCAGGUUGAUUGCUGGAAUUUCGUUAUGGCAACGGCACUAGCAAGGCCAAUUUCCUUCCCUGACUUGGGGUUGAAUGAGCAGGACCAAGACGGGAACUCUGCCUUGCUGGAGCUUGACAGAGGAUUAAAAUCUUCUAGAACAGGGGAACAGUGUGAAGCCAUCUCUAAAUUUCCUGCCUUGUUUGAAAAGUACCCAUUUCCAAUUCUCAUUAAUUCGGCUCUUCAGUUGGCAGAAGUGUUUCGACAAGAAACUCCAGGGAGUAAUUUUGUGCGUGUGUGUGUUGUAGAGGUUGUAGAGUCAUGCGGUCGACACUUAGAUAAACUCAUCAAUGUGGAUGAAUUCCUGAGACGCAUCACUACUGUAAUGCUCAAUGACCCUCUAGCCCGAGCCCUCACCCUCCGAACCCUGGGCUGGAUGUCUGGUGUUGUGGGGGAGAACCGCCAGGUGCAGCAUCUAAUCCGUGAAGCUCUAGAUGCAAAGGAAUCAGUGGAGCUCCAGGCUGCCAUUAUGGCUGCAGAAAAAUAUGCUGCAAAGUCUAAGACCUUUGCUAUGAAUAUGUGUGAGCGCUUGACCCACAUGAUUGGUGGUCUUGCAACACCUGUUGAUGUAAAGCUCCAGCUUAUCCAGGUGUUUCAGCAUAUGCAUCAUGAUGCAGAAACUGCUGCUACAUACGCCAAGCAGUGUUGGGAGAACUGGGUUAUCUAGCAGAAGCAGCACCUCAUGCAUGGUCAGCAGAAAAUGUUGAAAUACUGGUUGAGUUCACUAGAUCAUCACAGCAUAAUGCUGCCAUGACAACAACAGCUCUCUCUGUUUUGGCAUCUUUAACUGCUGCUCCUGCAUUACCACGUAUAACUUUGACUCCAGACUGUUCACUUGUGGAUUUGUGCAGAGAAUGUGUUUAUGAUGGGAAUAUCCAGGUUGCUUGCAGAGCCAUACAGCUCUUUACUAACAUUGCUAUAUACAUGCAUGAAGAGCAGAACACAAGAGGGUAUGUGAGAGCACAUUGUGCAGCCCUUAGUCUCCUUCAAAGUGUGGUGUGUGCUGUGCAACCUGACGAUAAUAAUGUAGCUAAUUCCGAAGAAUUUAUUCCCGCUGGUCUUCGAACAUGCUUGGUUUGCACAGUGCUGCUGGCAAAAAAAAGUCCAACUAUUAUUGACUUAGCAAGUACACUCAACAUACUGGCUGACUGCAUACUCUCAGUGUGUGGAUGCCAGCUAGUGUGUGAGGCUCUAGCGUCACUUGGAGGAAGUCGAGCAGAUGUACUCGCCCCACAUCUUCUUCCAAUCUUGAAACUCAUCCAGAAAUUCACUCAUGAUGCUCCUCUCAAUACACACAAAACAAAACUUAUGGGCACAUUAGUAACAUUAGUGAUGCAAAUGUUUCAUGGUCAUGUGUGGUCCAGCCAAGCUGAGGCUGCUGUUGUGGCAGCUAGUAAAUGUGUACAUUUAUGGGCUGCUUUCUGUAUGGCAAGACAAGCAUCAAGGUAUGGUCAUCACAGUCUUGCUGCUGGUAUGUAUGGUGUGUUGAGUUGGAGAGUUUGCUAGCCCAAGCAGCAUUUUUGGGUUUCUGCCCUUGGUAAAGUGAGUCGUGGGGAGGCUAGUCCACUGGCUUCAGGAGACAGGGCUAGUAACCUGACAGCUGCAAAUACCCACCUUCACAGAGCAUUAUCAGCUCUCAAGGCUGCUAGCACAUCCAGUCAACCAAUGACCUUCUGCCAGGAGUAUGUGAGGCUUAGAGCUGAAACAUUCAUGUGUCAUGCUCAGCUGCUUCAUGCCUGCCUCUCCCUGCGCACCUGCCCCUCCUCCAGCUUAGCUGCUUCUUUAGCAACAUCCACUAGAGAUGACCUGCUCAGAUGUGGUCGUGUAUCCCAGCAGCUUGCAAAAUCAGCUAGAGAUUUUAACAGUUUGGCCUCACAGUAUGGGACCCUCUAUCAGUCAGUAUUUGAUGCUGAUCCUCAAACCUUGUGCAACAUUGCACUUCUGCAGCAGGGUGCAUUAAUUGUGGCUCAAGGCAUUGAGAUCAUAACUAGACCCUCAGCUGGUCAGUUGACAGAAGACUAUACUGGGCCAGAUCUCACUACUAUCACAAGCAAGCUUGGUGGUGGAGAGACUGUAGAGACACAGACUAUCAUCACUGUUUUAGAGGAAGCAACAAUGGUUCGCAGGUUGGGUCAGGUAUCAUGUGAAGUCAAACCAGUAAGGGGGCAGCAUCUUCAGUUCUUCAGGGGAAUUUUACAAGUGCUAACAAGUGUUCCACUGCCAUAUCCCCGCUUCUUCUUCCAAACUCUCCAGAAAACCACCAUUACCUUAGCUCUUUUACCACAACCACGCACUCCUGGAGACCCAAUUUCAGUCCAGACAUCAUCACAAUUGGCUGUAAAAGUUGAGGGGGUUAUAGGCCAUGGCAGAAGGCCUGGACUUUUCCGAUCUGUUCGCUCUGUCACACUAACUGUGAACUCAGUGAUCCAAAAUCGUCCUCAGCACACAAUGGACCUAAAGAUUGACCCCAAUGAGACUUUAACUCAAACUGCAGAACCUCAUAAUGACUUCUUUGCUGCACAAUUUCUCUUAGGAUUUCCUGUGCCUGGACUGUACCAAGUGACUGUAGAUACAUCUGUAACUGAUGACUCUGAUGAUGCUUGGCAAACUGGUCCAAGGCACACACUUACAGUAAAGUCACAGGAGGAUCCAGCCAACAAGGCAAGUGUCUCCCAGGCGCCCAGACAAGCGCCACCAUCCCAGUAUGUUGCCCCAACAUCA